Molecule: messenger RNA, 880 nt
Organism: Nicotiana tabacum (common tobacco)
Lineage: Eukaryota; Viridiplantae; Streptophyta; Magnoliopsida; Solanales; Solanaceae
Source: RefSeq, a predicted model, not a curated record
GGAUUGUGGUUUGAUAGGGACUCUCCUUUUUGGAUGUUACCGUGCAUGACUGAUGAUCUAGUCAGCUUAUUGCAUAAAAAAGGGAUUGCUAGUAUCCAGCAGCUGUUGGAUUGUCCUUCAAAAUCUUUGCCAGCUAUCACUGGGAGUUCAGCUGCCUCGAGACUCUAUCAGGAUAUGCAGCAUUUCCCUCGGAUUCAAGUUCGACUAAAGAUUCAGAAGAAGGAAUCUAAUGGUGGCAAGAUUUUUACCUUGAACAUUAGAUUGGAAGAUGCGAACACUCGGCGAAGAACAGCAAAAGCUUUUACCCCACGAUAUCCAAAGGUAAAAGAUGAAGCUUGGUGGUUAGUCCUUUGUAAUACUUCGGCAAGUGAACUGUAUGCUCUGAAGAGAGUGUCUUUCUCUGGUCGUUUGCAGACAAACAUGGAUUUGCCAUCCGUUCUGACCAAUUUCCAGGGAAUAAAGCUCAUUCUAGUAUCGGAUUGUUAUCUUGGGUUUGAGCAAGAAUACUCGAUUGAAGGAUUGGCAUAAUUUUGGACAAACUAUAGCAAUUCCAUAUGGGAUCGAGGCAUAGUUGUUGUUGCUACUGUUGUUGUAUAGAAACUCCAGAUUGAAAUGCAAUGUUCCCAGAUGCAGUUAAAUAUAUAUGCAUCAGGGUACUGCUGGAAGUCAUGAAUUUUUAUCAACAUAAUAUUUCGCCGGCUUCCAAGAACUUUUCCAGCACAUCCUCUUUUUUUUUUUCUUUCUAAAACUAGCUUUAGCGUACGCGCUUUGCGCAUGUAUACUAUAUCAAUAUUUGACACUGCAAUAAAUUAUUCAAAUAUUAUUAAACUAUUCAUAACAUGGCGUGUUAUUAUUAAGUGUCAUUUCGCGUGUAUUUCUA